UGAAAAGGUUAUUGAAAUGAAUGGUCAAAAGAGCAAUGAAGGCGCCUAAACAGUAAGCUUUAUUCUUCAAUACAAUAAUACUUAUAAAUCAAUUGCAUUGGCCAAGUGCUUCACUGAUAAAUCUCAUCUGGGUCUGUUCCCAAUUUUCAAAUGGAACGAUCACUUGCUUGCCCCAGUGUUAAGGAACAGCUUCCGUCGAUUCAGGGGGACGCUAAUGCAUGGUGUUCUUUUAAAUUAAUAUUUUCUCCUUUUCGAGCUUCGUGAAUUUCAAUCUCUUUCUUUGAUUCUUUGUGUUUCUGACUGCUUUUUGGUUGAAACUCAAUCUGAUUUUGUGGUAGUUCAGAGCACGAGGCCUUUGGAAUGUCAACUUGAAUCUAUUAUUGUCUGGAUGUUUCUGGGUAUUUAAAUGUUUGUGAAAAUGCCGCUGAGAGAAUUUUUCUUGGAAGAGACUAUUUUUAGUUAGUAAAACAGGGCUGUUUGAUUGUACUUCUGUGGAAAGGAUUUUGGGGUGGAAAAAAAAAAUGGAAAAGGGUCAACUUGGCUCAAUUCAUGGGUUAAAGAAUAUGGUGGAAGAUGAGGAGAUGAAAAUGGUGUCAUCUUUGCCUUCAAUUCCUCAGCCUCAAACUCCUCAAGAGCCCAUGGAGUUUUUGGCAAGGUCAUGGAGUCUAUCAGCUUCUGAGAUUACAAAAGUUCUUGCUCAAAAGCAAAAGCAACUUUACAUUGAAAAGAGCCCCAUCACAAUUCCUGAGACCAUUGUUGCCCCACAACUUCCAGAAAAGAUAGUGAAUUCUGUCCAUGCUUGGAGGGUAGGAUCAUUUGGAAAAUGGUUUCACUUUCCCCACAAGGAGGCUGGUAAUAGUAUUGUCAAAAAGAAGGAUAGAGCAAGAAUUGAAAAUGCUAGAGUUCAUUCUGCUAUAUCUGUGGCCGCACUUGCUGCAGCCUUGGCUGCUGUAGCAGCAGCAGAGAACUCUGGUGGCUCUGAUUCGAAAAUGGGUGCGGCUCUGGCCUCAGCUACUGAGAUUUUGGCGUCUCAUUGCAUAGAAAUGGCUGAAUUUGCUGGCGCGAACCAUGAGCGCCUCGGUUCAGCUAUUAGAUCGGCAGUUGAUGUUCGAAGUCCGGGUGACCUCAUGACUCUAACAGCAGCAGCUGCCACAGCUUUGCGAGGAGAAGCUGCUUUCCGAUCAAGAUUGCCAAAGGAAGGCCGAAAAAUCGCUUCUGUGAGUCCUUAUGAUAGGAUAACGGCUCAGAAUCAUUGGACUACAGCUUUUAAUAGUCAUAUGGAGGAGCAGGAACUUCCUUGUGUGGGCGAAUUACUGCAGUUUACACGGAAAGGAACCCUGAGAUGGAAGGAGGUCUCCGUCUACAUCAACAAGAAAUCUCAGGUUAUAGCAUCGAUUAAAAGCAAGCAUGUUGGAGGGGCCUUUUCCAAGAAAAACAAAUGUGUAGUUUACGGGCUCUGCGACGAAACUUCUUCAUGGCCAUAUGAAAGAAAGAGAGAUAUCUCGAACGAGAUCUAUUUCGGCAUGAAAACCGCACAAGGUCUUCUAGAGUUCAAGUGCAAGAACAAGAACCAUAAGCAGAGCUGGGUUCAAGGGAUUCAAAGUCUUCUUCAUCAAGUUAACUGCAUCGAAACAACGAGAAGGUCUUUACAGAUUUUGAGUUUGAGUGAGAGUAUAUAAAUUACUUGUGGAUUUGGUAUAAGCAUAUAUAAAAUUAUUGUUAGUGUGCAUAAAAUCUUGGUAUAUCAAGUAUUUUUCUUUGGUAUAUCUAAAUCCACAUCUGCAAAUUUAAUUUU
This is a messenger RNA of Cucumis melo (muskmelon), 1795 nucleotides long. Its product is annotated as VAN3-binding protein-like. Gene Ontology annotation, biological process: auxin-activated signaling pathway; phloem or xylem histogenesis; leaf vascular tissue pattern formation. NCBI's taxonomy places the organism in Eukaryota, Viridiplantae, Streptophyta, Magnoliopsida, Cucurbitales, Cucurbitaceae. The transcript is spliced from 6 exons. The record is from RefSeq and is a predicted model, not a curated record. Bases 522 to 1679 code for a protein of 385 amino acids.